This is a messenger RNA of Manis javanica (Malayan pangolin), 5145 nucleotides long. Lineage: Eukaryota; Metazoa; Chordata; Mammalia; Pholidota; Manidae. The record is from RefSeq and is a predicted model, not a curated record.
UGUAUCUUCAGCUUUCAACUUCUUUUUGGUCUCAGGGUCACUUUACUCUCUUAAAAACUGAGGACCUUAAAGACCUUUCUUUUAUAUGGGUUAUUAGUAUCUAUUUACCAUAUUAGAAAUUAGAGCUGAGAAAGUUUUUAAAAUUUUGGUUUAUUAACUUAAAAAAUUGAUUGUUAACAUAAUAUAUUGGUUAAAAGUAACUAUUUUACAGAACAAAAAAUAUUUAGCAAGAUGAGUGGCUUUUCUGCAAAUCUUGAUAAUGUUUGGCUUAAGACAAACCGCUGGAUUCUCAUCUUUUUCUAAAUUCAGUCUGUUUUGUGGUUUUGGCUAAACUAUGUGAAGAAAAUCUAGCCUCCUACAGAUAUAUAUAAUUGGAAAAGUAUUUUAAUAGCAUUUUCAGAUAUUUUAUACUAUACUAAAACUGUACAAGUAGUUUCUCAGAGAGGUUAGCUGCAGGAUAGAAUUAGAAACCCUGUUAGUUGGGCUUUUUGUAAUGUUUAAGUUCACUGGUGUGUCUUGCAAUUUGAAUGACUCGAACCCAUGUGUAAUUCUGUAACAUAUGUUGAUUUCUUUGGAAAAUACUGGUUCACUGAGUUACGUAGUUGACAUAUUGUUCAUUAUACAGGAUUUAAAAAAUCAUAUUCAUUACUAUUACCACACAUUUCAUCAGAGACAUAUUUAAGUAUUGGAAAGCUAUCAAGCUCACUGUAGUGUAUAUAAAGCUUCCACAUUUCUAUUUUUUGCCUGAAAACUUGAGUUUUAUUGCCAAACAAUGACGUGGAACAUCUUUUCAAUAUGUUUACUUUAUCUUCUUUGCUGAAGUGUCUGUUAAGGUCUUUCACCUAUUUUUUAAAUCUGGUUGUAUUGUUAAAUUUCAAGGAUUCUUUGCAUAUUUUGGAUAACAGUUCCUUAUCAGAUGUCUUUUGCAAAUAUUUUCUCCUGGCCUGUGGCUUGUCUUCUUUUUCUCCUGACAUUGUUCUUUGCAAAACAGCUUUUAACUUUAAUAAAGUACAACUAUUUCUUUCAUGGAUUGUGCUGAAAAGUCAUCAAGGUCAUCUAGAUUUUCUCCUAUGUUGUCUCCUAGGAACUUUAUAGGUUUGCAUUUUACAUCUAAUUUAUGCAUUUUACAGAACUCAUUUUGAGUUAACUUUUGAGAAGGAUGUAAGGUCUGUGUCUACAUUGAUUUUUUUUUGCAUUGAAUAUCCUGUUGUUCCAGCACCAUUUGUUGAAUAGACUGUCUUUGCUCCAUUGUGUUGCCUUUGAUCCUUUGUUAAAGACCAGUUGAUUGUAUUUAUGUGGGUCUAUUAUUGGGCUCUCUAUUCUGCUUCAUUGAUCUUUAUUAUUUUGCCAAUACCACACUGUCUUGAUUACUGCAGCUUUAUAGUAAGUCUUGAAGUCAGAUAGUGUCACUUCUCCAGACUUUUUUCUCCUUGAAUAUUAUAUUGGCUAUUCUGGGUCUUUGCCCUGCAAUUUACUUUUGAGAGAGAAAUGGCAUUCUAUUAAUAAUAACCUCACAAUAACAGAUGUAAACUAGGACUGUCCUGGGCAACCUGGGAUAUGUAUAUGGUUGACUUAUUUCUAGAGCAAUUCAAAUCAGCUUCUGCUGCUUGGUCUUGCCACAUGAUCUUUCUUUGUAAAGCCAUCAGUCAUUGUGGGAGAAAGGGAAGAAUAGGAACAUUGAGAGGUUUGGGGUAGCUUUUGUCUCUGUGCUUUAAAAUUCCUAACUUCAGGUACAAACUGUAUGUCCAAUUGGUCUUGAAUUUAGGUCUGGUAAAAAUUUCAGCAGUGCUCUUGGUUCUUGAGGUGAUUUGAGUUAGAAUAUUAAGUUCAGAUGAUCGGGAGACAUCCAUGUGCUAAAGAGUAGUCACAAAGAAGAGACUGGCCAGUCUUGCACCUCUUGAAUUAUGGGAUGUGGAUACUAAGAUUUGGAAUGGUUCAAAGCAGGACCACGAAUUGUGGAAUUAUUAACUGCCUUAUGUAUCAAAGGCUUUCUGGUGUAUAGGGAAAAAUAACACUUGUGGAUAUUAUUAUGCAAUAUUAUCUUUUUUACAAAAUUUGUUAAAUUACAAUUCUGGGGUUGGAUUCUUCCUAUAUUCUAAAGCCCAUUGUGUAUGAAAUUUAAUAUUUCUAGAAAAUAUUCAUCAAGACCAAAGUUCUGACAGAUUUAGUUUAGGUAAAAAUGCAUAUUCGGUUAAAACUUAAAUGGUUAUUGAAGCUAACGUCAAUAUUUUAAAAAGUGUGUUUCAGGCACAUAUAAUGGUAUAUGUAAUUUGUGAGCUUGUAUAAAUGGUGCAUAUAACUUGUGAAUUUAGUAUCAAGAUUAAGUAGGAGCUGCAUGAAACUUCACUAUAAAGCUGUUAGUUCCAUUCUUUUAUUCUGAUGGCUAUAAAGAAACUCUUAAAACUCUUAUAGCUCUGUUUGAUUUAUUUAAGUAUAGAGAAGUAUCCUUUAGGAUUUAUUGCAGGGUACUUAAAAGAGGAUGGUUGUUGCUGUUUUUCCUCAAAUUCAUUUAAUUGCCUCAGAUUUUUGUUUCCUCUCAGGCUAUGGCUUAAGCUGUACCAGCUUAAGCUUUGCUCACUAUAGAUAAUUAAGACUAAUACCAUUGUGUUCAUGCCACUCUAAUUCUUUCUAAUUUAGCCUUUCUAAAAGAAUGUCUGUUAAUAAGCAAAGUCAUAGAUGAACAGAGGAUAAAAAUAAUUUUGUGCUUCAUUAACCAUCAAUCUCUGUAGGCUUACUUCUAUUGUCUUAAUGUGGAAGGAAUAGUUUAAAAAAUAUUUGCUCUUCUGAGCUGUUAUAUCUGAUGGAGCCAUUCUAGUGUCAGAAACAGAUUUUGGGGGCAAUUUUCCUUAGUGCAAUAUGUGAGAAAAAGGCUGUAAUAAACAUUACAUUUAAUACUUAGAUGCUGCAUAAACGUGUUAAAAAGUUCUUGUUUGUAUAAAAGAAAAAGCAAAAUUGAUACUCUAACAGUCAUGGUCAGCUAGGUAAAUUGAACCUUGAUGUAAAGUUUAACAUUACAUUAAUCAACUAAAAUGCUACUGGAGGUACUAUUUGUUCUUUAGUCUUAUUUUUUUAAAUGAAUACAUUUACAACCACUUGGUCACCCUUUUGAUGUAUUAUAAAUGAAGGGAUAGUAUAGCAGAUUGGUAGGUAAGAAAGGAAAGAUAUGUGAGAUUGCAGCUUUAAUGCAGGUUAAGUUGGUAUUCUCCUAAGACUUUCUUCAGUUGUAUUUUUCUUAGCAGUCAUACCUGUUUCAUGCAAACACUUCAGGAGACAUGUUCUUAUUAAGUAUUCCUAAAACUAUGUAGUUAUGCUUGCUUACUUGGCCAAAGUACUGUAAAUAACAUUUCAUGAAAUGAAUGAAUGAAUUAAAAUGUCUUUGAACCUAUAAAAUUUAGAAUGUUUAUAUUGGGUUACAUAUUUUUGCUUAAUAGUAUAGUCUCUUGGAAAUAUGCCACUUCAACAAUUAUUACUUUUUCUCCCUUAUGAAAAGUUGUAAUGGAGAUUUAGUGCUACAUUGACUUACUAAGUAAAUACAACCUAGAUGUUUUGUUAUGGAUCUUUAUAUACAGUAUACUUGAGAAUAAUGAGAUAUUUUCUUUUUCUACUUAAAAUAGGUGAGUUGUAAAGUCUUUGUCUAAAGUUGUUGGAAAAAAAUAUAAUUCUUUCACCGUACUUGGAAUCAGAAAGGUUAGAAUGCACCAUGCUUGAACAUGUUAGUGAUGGAAAACAUUUUUUGAAAAUAAGUUAUACUUAGCAAUUUUACUAAAUUGUUAAAUUCUAAUGAAUGUCUCAUGUUUAUUUUGUUUUUUGUGCAGCAUCGUUUGUAAUUCCUGCUGGUAGAACCACAGCAGAACUGGGUACUUCAACCUUCAGUGUAAACUUUACUUUUCCUGGUUAUGCUAUUCAUGUACCAGCAGGUGUGACACUACAGACUGCAUCUGGUCAAUUUUAUAAAGUCAAUGUACCACUUAUGGUGACACAGACUUCUGGAAGAGCAGGUAUUCUUCAGCAUCCAAUUCAGCAAGUAUUUCAGCAGCUUGGGCAGCCUUCAGUACUAGAGGCCUGUGUUCCACGACUGAGCCCAUAUUCUCUUCAAGCAACUACUGAAAAAUCACAGAAAAUGGAAACCAUGCUCCAGCAACCCACAAUUCUUCAUUCUGGGACACUGGCUAUGAAAUAUUUAGACAGUACCACCAGUGUUAUACAUCUCCCUUCUCAAAAUGAGCAUAAAAUCAUGUCUGAAGCUUUGUUGAGUCAGCCAGAAAACUCACAGUUUAUCACUCUUUCAAGUGUUGUAUUUCCUCCACCAGUGUCUCCAACCAAUUCUAACAUGGAGCCAGUGCUCAGUGUUUCAGCUAGCAUGACCCAAAAUCUGCAUGGUGGGCCCCUCUCCACAGGUCCUCAGAGGACUUGGCUCCAGCACAUGUCUGAUAUUCAGCUUCACGUUCUUAAAAACAGAAUGUUGGAAUGCGAUUCUGAAAAGCAGCCAAGAAAUAAAGAGGAGCCCAGGAGCCUACCUGUCUUGGAGAAGGAUUCUAAUACGCAGAUGGAUUUAAGCAUUCAGACAACUGAUGAUGAUACUGAUGAAAUAAUUCAAGUAGAUGGAACUGGUGAUACAUCUUCCAAUGACAGAAUAGGAAGUACAAGAGAUGUAGAUGAGAAUGAAUUUCUAGGAAUUAUUGAUGCAAGACACCUGAAGGUACUUGAAGAAAAAGCUGAUAGUGUGUCAAAUGAAGAUUCAACUGCCAACACUAGUGAUAAUGAAGACCCUCACAUAGACAUUGUGGAAGAGGAGGCUUUAAAUUCUGGAGAUGAUGUUAGUGAGCAGGAUGUGCCAGACCUGUUUGACACGGAUAAUGUAAUUGUCUGUCAGUAUGACAAGAUUCAUCGAAUUUUCAGGAAGAAACAAGAUGUCUAUCUUCUUGUCUAUCUGAACGUGACCCAUGGCUAUGGAGCUGGAGAAGGCAGGGAGUGAAGGUGUGGGGAAGCCAUCUACCAACUGACUAUUUGAAAUGAUGCCUAGGCAGUUAUCUGGCUGUCUCAUAGCUUUACAUCCUCUUCAUCAUCUUCCUGAAUGUCUCCACAUCACACCUGCUGCUUAAAAACUGCAAAAUCCGCUGCACCUCACUCCCUUGGUGGCUGUUU